AUGUACAAAGAGUUAGCAGUUUCAGCAUCUGUUCCAGAAACGAAGCUCAAGAGAGCAUUCAAGACAGGUACUUUAUCACUUAGUGCAGCUGAAUUAGCUGGAAACGAUGCAACGCUCCAUCUUCACCCCGAAUCUUAUGCAAAAGCUCUUCGAGCUCAAAAAUCUGGUAAAGGAACGCGUUUAGCUAUCACUCAUAAAGAAAUAGCCUAUCCGUUCAAGCAUAUGCAAGGUGGAGGCAUGCAUGGGGCUUCAAUUUUCAGUAAAAUCUGGGGAGGAAUCAAGUCAUUGUAUGGGUUCGCGAAAGACUCGGGUAUCUUGUCCCGCGUUGCCGACGCCGCCGUUCCUGCUCUUGCAACCGCUCUUGGAGCACCACAAGGAGCUAUUCCGGCGAGAGCUGCUAUUCGUUCUAUGACUGGUAUCGGGGUUUAUGACAGCGACAUCGAGAGUAACCCUAACGAUGGAGGUCGUUUAACUAUGACUGAUGUUAAAAGUGGAGCAAAACGUGCCCUAGCUUACACGAAACGUAAGGGUAUCCUCACAGAUGCGGUAGAUGCUGGUGAAAGAUUCCUCAUGAGUAAGGCUACCAAACCAGAACACAAUGAUUUGAUCAAGACGAUUUGUGGUGAGGUUUGGGAAGACAACCAAGGUGCGAUCGCGUUAGCCAAUAAUGCCGGAUACCACGCUAAGACGAGGCAUGUGGGCAUCAAGUACCACUUUAUUUGCGAGAACGUGCAAGGAGGACUGUUGAAGAUCGGCUUUAUUGACACGAAGAGUCAGCUUGCGGAUAUGCUAACGAAGGCACUUGGAACCAAGAUGCUAAUGUAUCUGCGCGAAGCCUCCAAGGUCAAGUCAGCGACAAAGCACACGCAGCAUUAG
Plasmopara halstedii is the source of this 876-nucleotide messenger RNA. Its product is annotated as FOG: Transposon-encoded proteins with TYA, reverse transcriptase, integrase domains in various combinations. The transcript has 2 exons. The record is from RefSeq and is a predicted model, not a curated record. NCBI's taxonomy places the organism in Eukaryota, Oomycota, Peronosporomycetes, Peronosporales, Peronosporaceae. The coding region runs from base 1 to 876 and encodes 291 amino acids.